Molecule: messenger RNA, 1977 nt
Organism: Saccharomyces paradoxus
Lineage: Eukaryota; Fungi; Ascomycota; Saccharomycetes; Saccharomycetales; Saccharomycetaceae
Gene: KAR9
Product: Kar9p
Exons: 1
Coding region: 1-1977 (658 amino acids)
Biological process (GO): nuclear migration along microtubule; establishment of spindle localization; mitotic spindle orientation checkpoint signaling
Cellular component (GO): mating projection tip; spindle pole body; cell cortex
Source: RefSeq, a predicted model, not a curated record
AUGUUUAUCUAUAACGUCCUUAAAGAUUUGAGCAGUAUUGCCAUGGAUAAUGAUGGAUCCAGAUCUGUGACCAUUGGGGAUGACUUGCAAGAAAGUUUUUGUGAACGCUUACAAAGAAUUCACGAUACCUUACAUUUAAUAAAGGAUUGCAACUCAUUGAAUGAGACCACCACCAGUAUCUCAGAGACAUUGUUAAUUCAACUUUACGAUGAUUUGGAGAACGUUACCUCGGCUAUUCCGGAUUUAGUUAACGAGAAACGAUUGGGGCAAGACGAUAUUUUGAUGUUCAUGGAUUGGUUACUAUUAAAAAAAUAUAUACUUUACCAAUUUAUUAAUGACGUUCAUAACAUUGAGGAAGGUUUUGCACAUUUAUUAAAUUUGCUAGAGGAUGAGUUUUCUAAGGAUGAACAAGAUAGCGACAGAUACAAUCGAUUUAGCCCGAUGUUUGACGUCAUAGAAGAAUCUACACAAAUUAAGAGCCAAUUGGAGCCAUGGUUGACCAAUUUAAAGGAAUUAUUGGAUACUUCAUUGGAAUUUAACGAAAUUUCAAAGGAUCAUAUGGACACAUUACAUAAGAUCAUUAAUAGGAAUAUAUCUCACUGUCUCGAAAUUCAAGAAGAAAGGUUUGUAUCUCCGAUACGACAUACUCCAUCAUUUACCCUAGAACAACUAGUCAAGCUAUUAGGGACGCACACGGAAGCAACUGAGCCAAAGGUACCAAACUUUUCUGCGGCAGAAGAUAUUCUAUCGAGAAAGUUCUUGAACCUAAAAAAAAAUAUCCCGCCGAUCGAAAAAAGUUUGACUGAUAUUCUACCUCAAAGAAUUGUGCAAUUUGGGCACCGGAAUAUAAAAAAUAUAACUAUCUUGCAAACUAUCCUGCAAAAAAAAUAUGAGCUGAUAAUGAAGGAUUAUAGAUUCAUGAACUCUGAAUUUAGAGAAUUGAAAGUUGAACUGAUCGAUAAACGUUGGAAUAUACUCUUUAUCAAUUUGAAUCAUGAACUAUUUUACAUUCUUGAUGAGAUAGAAAGGUUGCAGUCGAAGUUACUGACAACAAAGUAUUCCAAAGAUAUUACUAUAACGUUCGAGAGGCAAUUGGAAAAAAAAUCAAAAACAGUUUCUAAAACAUUUAAUAUUAUUUAUAGAGCAUUGGAAUUCUCACUUUUAGACGCUGGCGUCGCAUCGAAGACAAAUGAAUUAGCUCAGAGAUGGCUGAAUAUCAAGCCUACAGCGGAUAAGAUUUUAAUUAAAUCCUCUGCUUCAAACAAAAUAGCCACCAACAAGAAAAAGAUUCCGAAACCGAAAUCAUUAGGCUUUGGGCGACCGAAUAGUGUUAUUGGGACUAUAACCCAGGAUUUCCAGGAGAGAGUUGCCAUAGAUGACGGUGAUAAUAAAUUAUCGGAAGUUCCAAAUACGACAGUGGUCCCGAAGGGCAGAAAACUCGGUAAAGCGUUACUACAGAAGAUGAAUAUUAAGCCUGCAACAAGUCCAGAUUCAUCAAACACAAUCAAUCCUUUUUUUGAUCCUGAGUCACCAAACAGAGGUAAACUGGUACUAAGCAGUGUUCCUCCGUUACCUUAUGACGAGCCCGACAAAAUUAGGCCCCAUGUUUAUCGUGAUGAGGAUAAGAAGUCGCCAGGCUCCUUCAUUAUAUCUAAGCAUGAAAAUGAAGCGCUGAUUACGGAAACUCCACUGUUGGCAAAGAACAAAUCUGUGCUUGACGUUGAAAAGGAUAAAUGGAGGCAUUACCAGUCGUUGCCCUCUAAAAUCCCUACAUACAAGGAUAAAUCGAUGAAAGUAGCCGUAGAAAACACACCGAUAGCAAAGAUUUUCCACACUCCUCUAACGAAAAUUACGUCCUCUAGUAGUCAGGUCUGGGUCCCUUCGACAAGAAGAAGAACCCAACUGAGGCCGCCUACCCCCUUGUCACAACUACUUACACCAAGAAAAGGGCGCUCAAGUAGAACUCCAACUUACUGA